GGCCAGGCGAUCGGUUUAGUUCUCGUCCGCAGGCCAACGCAGUUGGAACGCAUUGGAUAGGAUUGGAUACUCGUCCGCCUUUGAGAUUGUCGCGCAGCCAGAUUCAGAUACAGAUACAGAUACAAAAUGGAGGAUGACGAGAAGAUGGACAUCAUGCGCAAGGCAUUCCAAAUGUUCGACACACAAAAAACGGGCUUCAUCGAGACCCUGCGCCUCAAGACCAUCCUGAACAGCAUGGGUCAGAUGUUCGAGGAGAGCGAGCUGCAGGAUCUGAUUGACGAGAACGAUCCGGAGGAUACUGGAAAAGUAAACUUUGAUGGCUUCUGCAACAUUGCCGCCCAUUUCCUCGAGGAGGAGGACGCCGAGGCCAUUCAGAAGGAGCUGAAGGAGGCCUUCCGUCUGUACGAUCGCGAGGGCAACGGUUACAUCACCACCUCCACCCUCAAGGAAAUCCUUGCCGCCCUGGACGACAAGCUCUCCUCCAGCGAUCUGGACGGUAUCAUUGCUGAGAUCGAUACUGAUGGCUCCGGAACAGUGGACUUUGAUGAAUUCAUGGAGAUGAUGACUGGCGAUUAGAGGAACCGAUCUUGCUGACACAAUGAAAUAAAACACCAACACAGAUGAAGCUUUUGGGUUUAAUAAUAAUUUUUUAUUAUUUUUAAAUAAAUUAACUAAACGCUUUAAUA
Messenger RNA from Drosophila ananassae, 686 nucleotides. RefSeq names its product troponin C (gene TpnC25D). Lineage: Eukaryota; Metazoa; Arthropoda; Insecta; Diptera; Drosophilidae. The record is from RefSeq and is a predicted model, not a curated record. Gene Ontology annotation, molecular function: calcium ion binding; enzyme regulator activity. The coding region runs from base 127 to 576 and encodes 149 amino acids. The transcript is spliced from 3 exons.